Messenger RNA from Trichosurus vulpecula (common brushtail), 921 nucleotides. RefSeq names its product YdjC chitooligosaccharide deacetylase homolog (gene YDJC). NCBI's taxonomy places the organism in Eukaryota, Metazoa, Chordata, Mammalia, Diprotodontia, Phalangeridae. The coding region runs from base 1 to 921 and encodes 306 amino acids. Gene Ontology annotation, biological process: carbohydrate metabolic process. Gene Ontology annotation, molecular function: deacetylase activity. The transcript is spliced from 5 exons. The record is from RefSeq and is a predicted model, not a curated record.
AUGAACGAGCCCCGCGUGCAGCUCGUCGUCACCGGAGAUGAUUUCGGCUACUGCCCGCUGCGCGAUCAGGGCAUGGUGGAGGCUUUCUUGGCCGGGGCACUGACCGGGGUCUCCCUCCUGGUCAAUGGCGCGUCCGCGGACACCGCGGCCCAGCUGGCCCGCAGGCACCGCAUCCCGGCCGGCCUACACGCCAACCUGAGCGAGGGGCGGCCAGUGAGCCCCAACCUGGGCUCCAGGGCCUCCCUGAUCGGCCCCGGUGGCUUCUUCUUGGGCAAGAUGGGCUUCCGAAAGGCGCUGGCCGAGGGCCGGGUACUGUUACCCGAGGUGCGGGAGGAGCUACGCGCGCAGCUCAGCCGCUUCCAGGGCCUGCUGGGCCAGGAGCCCACCCACGUGGACGGCCACCAACACGUGCACGUGCUCCCAGGUGUGCGCCAGGUGUUCGGGGAGGUGCUGCGGGAGCACGGGGUCCGGUACACUCGGGUGCCGGUGGAGGCUGGCCUGCGCCUCUGCGAGUGGCUGGAGCCCCAGCUUCGGACCUUUGCCCUGGCAGUGGAGGAGGAUGCCCAGGCCGCUAAGGAGGAGUUCGAAGAGCUAGGCCUUCGGUGGCCUGAUGCAUACAUCGGCUUGAGCACCAUGGGCAAGGACAUGUCUGUGAGCAGAAUCGAGGCUGCCAUUGACCAGGCUGUGGAGAGUGUCCUGAGGCUGGAGGACACCCUGCAGGGAGGGCGAGCCAUCACCAUGGAGCUCAUGACCCACCCUGGGUACCCCAGUGUAUCGCCGACCAGUGGCUGUGGGGAGGGGCCUGAUGCCUUCUCCCAGUCCUGGGAGCGGCUGCAUGAGCUGCAAACCCUGCUGGACCCUGCACUCCACAAUUCAUACCGACAGAGGAGCAUCAAACUGUGUGCCUUCCAGGACUUGUGA